Molecule: messenger RNA, 2559 nt
Organism: Anopheles marshallii
Lineage: Eukaryota; Metazoa; Arthropoda; Insecta; Diptera; Culicidae
Product: ribosome biogenesis protein BOP1 homolog
Exons: 5
Coding region: 1-2559 (852 amino acids)
Biological process (GO): ribosome biogenesis; maturation of LSU-rRNA from tricistronic rRNA transcript (SSU-rRNA, 5.8S rRNA, LSU-rRNA)
Cellular component (GO): PeBoW complex; preribosome, large subunit precursor
Molecular function (GO): protein binding; ribonucleoprotein complex binding
Source: RefSeq, a predicted model, not a curated record
AUGGUUGCCAACAAAGAAAAGGCAAUGAAACGUAAAGCUUCUAUCGUUGGAGCAACGUCAGAACAGAUCGUUUCCAAAGAAGAACCAGAAGAAUCGAACGAAGACAACUCUGAGGCGAGCGACUAUGAAUCGGAUGAGGAAAACCUUCUCGCCAGUAUCAACAAUGAUGGCGAAGAUAGCAGCGAUUCGGAAAGAGAAUAUGCCUCUGAUGAUGAUGAUGAGGUGUUAAGCUUCGAAAGCCUUGAUGAUGACGAUGGUGAAGAAAAUGAAGGCGCUACGCUAGAAGAAAUCGGAAACGAUGAAGAUGAUGAAGCCGACGGUGAGGAUGAUGAGGACGGUGAAGAAGCCGAUUCGGCUGAUGACGUAAACAGCGAUAGUUCGCCGGAAGAAGAUGAGGGAGACUUGGCGGAUAGCAGCGAUGAAGAAUUCGUCGAAGAAGAAGUGAAAACAAAACCAGCUAAACCAGACAAGAAAAAGAAACCCGCAAAAGAGAUUGAGUCGGACGAAGAACCACUUCCGGAGGAUUACGAUGAUGAGCCGAAGCUUGGCAGGAUUGAAGAUGUGCUUGGUACGGAUGAGAAGAAAACACGCGGCUUAAAUGUGUUUCCUCCGUUGCCGAAGAAGAAGGGCAAGAAAAAGGAUGAGUACGCCGGUGGAGAUACAUCGGAUGAAGAGGAUAUCCGGAACACGGUCGGAAACAUUCCGAUGCACUGGUACGAUGAGUACAAACACAUCGGAUACGAUUGGAAUGCGAAAAAGAUCAUCAAGGCAAAGAAGGGUGAUGCGAUCGAUGAUUUCCUGCAGCGCAUGGAGGAUCCGAACUUCUGGCGUACGGUAACCGAUCCACAGACGGGCCAGAAGGUGGUACUAUCCGAUGCCGACGUUGGGCUGAUCAAGCGCAUCAUGGCGGGACGCAAUCCGGACGCCGAGUACAACGAUUACGAACCGUUCGUCGAGUGGUUCACGUCGGAGGUGGAAAAGAUGCCGAUACGCAACAUUCCGGACAGCAAGCGUUCGUUCCUGCCGAGCAAGGUGGAAAAGCAAAAGAUUGGCAAGUAUGUGCACGCACUGAAGAUGGGGUGGAUGAAGACGAUGGCGGAAAAGCGUCGGUUGGCAGCGAUCCGCCGUGCGCCAAAGUUCUAUAUGCUGUGGGAAACUGAUCACGGUAAGGAGGAGAUGCGUCGCAUUCAUGAUCAUGUUGUUGCCCCGAAACGGCCACUUCCGGGACAUGCCGAAUCGUAUAAUCCACCACCGGAAUAUCUGUUCGAUGAGAAGGAGCUGACCGAGUGGAAGAAACUCGGCAACGAGCCGUGGAAACGGAAGCGUCAAUUCGUUCCCCAAAAGUUCAACAGCUUGCGAGAAGUGCCGGCCUACCCGAGAUUCAUUAAGGAGCGAUUCCUGCGCUGCCUGGAUCUGUAUCUGUGUCCGCGCAGCAGACGUACGCGUAUCGCUGUUGGUCCUGAGUAUCUGAUACCGAAGCUACCGUCACCCCGCGAUUUGCAACCGUUCCCGACGCUGCAGAACCUAAUCUACAAGGGCCACACGAACAUGAUCCGUUGCAUUAGCGUGGAACCGAAGGGUGAAUACCUUGUGACCGGAUCGGAUGAUAUGACAGUUAAAAUUUGGGAAAUAUCGACCGCACGUUGUAUCCGCACGAUACCGACCGGAGACAUUGUGCGCUCAGUAGCCUGGUGUCCUAACAGCAAGAUAUCGCUGGUGGCCGUGGCCAGUGGGAAACGUGUGCUGCUCAUCAAUCCAAAGGUUGGCGAUUACGUGGUGGUGAAGAAAACGGACGACCUGCUGGCGGAGGCACCGCGAUCCGACACGGUUGAAAACGAGCGCAUCCAGACCGCGAUCCAGUGGGGUGAGGCAACGGAGGAAGAAAACAAACUGGGCGUACGGAUUGUGAUCACGCACUUCCGCGAGGUGCGCCAGGUGACCUGGCAUGGUCGGGGUGAUUAUUUCGCUACCGUGAUGCCGGAUGCGGCCUAUCGCUCCGUCAUGAUCCAUCAGCUAUCCAAACGGCGAUCGCAGCUUCCGUUCUCGAAGAGCAAGGGUUUGGUUCAGUGCGUACUGUUCCACCCGGUUAAGCCGUGCCUUUUUGUGGCGACCCAGCGGCACGUCCGUGUGUACGAUCUCGUGAAGCAAAUGAUGCUGAAGAAACUGUACCCGGGAUGCAAAUGGAUCUCCAGCAUGGCCAUCCAUCCGAAGGGUGACAAUCUCCUGGUGGGCACGUACGAAAAACGACUAAUCUGGUUCGAUCUCGAUCUGUCCACCAAACCGUAUCAGCAGCUACGAAUCCACAAUGCCGCCAUUCGCAGUGUUGCGUUCCAUUUGCGCUAUCCACUGUUUGCAUCCGCCGGUGACGAUCGUAGUGUGAUCGUGUCUCACGGUAUGGUUUACAACGAUCUGCUGCAAAAUCCACUGAUUGUGCCACUGAGGCGGUUGAAAAACCAUGAAAUUGUGAACGACUUUUCCGUGUUGGAUACAGUGUUUCAUCCCACGCAACCGUGGGUUUUCUCAUCCGGAGCAGACAAUACGGUACGAUUGUACACUUAA